This is a messenger RNA of Glossina fuscipes, 630 nucleotides long. RefSeq lists its product as uncharacterized. The record is from RefSeq and is a predicted model, not a curated record. NCBI's taxonomy places the organism in Eukaryota, Metazoa, Arthropoda, Insecta, Diptera, Glossinidae. Bases 1 to 630 code for a protein of 209 amino acids. The transcript has a single exon.
AUGGCAAAAAAGGGAGGCAAAGGUGGUAAAAAGGAUAAAAAGGACAAAGGCAAAAAGGGUAAAGACAAGAAAGGUAAAGGAAAAAAAGGCAAAAAAAAGGCGCAGGUAAAACCCGUAGCAAAAGAAGAACCGCCACCACCGCCCCCACCGCCACCACCACCAGUAGAGGUUAAACUGAAAAUAGAAGAACCGUGCGUUUUCAAUUGUGCACAGGACAAAGUGACAUACCGGCCAAAUUCGUAUCCUGGCCUAUUAUUACACCCGAGAACAUUGGCCGUGGUUGGAUCUGAAUGCGGCAGCUACGACAGUCUGUGCAAACUUUUGCAUGCAGGCUUUCGUUGUGCGGAUCGUGUCUAUACCAUGGUACCCUGGGGCAAUUAUGUCAUCUUCCGCAGUCAGGACGGCGAUAACUAUCUUUACUUUGUUUUCGAUGGCUGCACUUGUAACGUUAAUCGGUUUCGUUAUUUAGAUCUCACCUGUGGUACGGCCAGCUUGCUUUACUUUGAGGAACUGCAUAAGGCGAUUAACUACAUAAUCAUGUCGCGUAGUCGACGUGAGGAGCUCAAAAAUUUAAAACGAUCCAUGGUAGAUGACGUUUGCAGCGAAAUGUAUGGAACUCAACAUAUAUAA